This is a messenger RNA of Brassica oleracea var. oleracea, 1146 nucleotides long. RefSeq lists its product as uncharacterized. The record is from RefSeq and is a predicted model, not a curated record. Gene Ontology annotation, molecular function: S-adenosylmethionine-dependent methyltransferase activity. Lineage: Eukaryota; Viridiplantae; Streptophyta; Magnoliopsida; Brassicales; Brassicaceae. The coding region runs from base 147 to 995 and encodes 282 amino acids. The transcript has 6 exons.
UUUUUUUUCUUUCUGUUUUGUAUUCGUCUGAGUGUUUUAUCUUCUUCUUCUUCUUCCUCGACGAAGCAGUGAAAGGAUUCGGAUUCUCUGUCAAUUUUUCGAGAAGAGAAGAGAAGUUAUCAACAGUAUUGGGAUAAGAUAGAUAGAUGAGUUCAUCUCUACCUAUGAGGCUCCUCGUGCCUCUCACACUUCCCUUGAUUCCUCCUCCUCCUUCUUCUUCGGAUUCUCUAGCGCUCAGAUCGAAAAACCCUAACUUUAGUCUCCGAUCCUGUGGCAGCUAUUGCUCUUCUUCCCUGUGGCAGCUAUUCCCCCGGAGAUCCAGAUCCUCUUCUCCUUGUGUUCCCAUGUGCACGAAAGAUCAAGGCAGGACAGAUAUUUUGAGAAAUGAAGAUGAUCCUAUUACAUGUGGGCUUGAAUCUGAUGAAGAUUCCGGAGGCCUCCGGAUUCCUACUCAGGCUCAGGCCAUCGUUGAAGGAUCCGGUUCAGUUGCUGUCUCUGAGCUCAAGCCUUCCCCUGAUGUUGAUUACAUUCAAGAGCUACUGGCGAUACAGCAGCAAGGGCCUAGAACCAUUGGCUUUUUUGGGACUAGGAACAUGGGUUUCAUGCACCAAGAACUCAUCGAGAUUCUUAGCUACGCCAUGGUUAUUACUAAAAACCAUAUAUAUACUUCAGGUGCAUCUGGAACUAAUGCAGCUGUUAUCAGAGGUGCACUUAGAGCAGAGAGGCCAGAGCUUCUUACAGUAAUCUUACCUCAAAGUUUGAAAAAACAACCUCCUGAGAGCCAAGAACUCUUGUCGAAGGUGCAAAACGUGGUAGAAAAGCCACACAAUGACCAUUUGCCAUUACUAGAAGCCAGCAGGCUGUGUAAUAUGGACAUCAUAUCACAAGUACAGCAAGUGAUCUGCUUCGCGUUUCAUGACAGUAGGCUGCUCAUGGAGACAUGCCAAGAAGCUAAAAAUCUCCGCAAGAUCGUCACUCUCUUCUACCUCGAUUGAUUCCCACUCUCUUCUCCUGUGAACACAAGAGGAUGGAUACAAGUCUCUUUGUAAAUUGUGAAUCUUUUCCCAUCCCAAAACAUAUUUAUUGUUCCUUUGUCUAAAUUUUUGAAAACCAAUCGUUGUGAUUUAUAGGAUUGAUUUUCAGCUA